Messenger RNA from Miscanthus lutarioriparius, 1314 nucleotides. Lineage: Eukaryota; Viridiplantae; Streptophyta; Magnoliopsida; Poales; Poaceae. The record is from the annotation of a GenBank genome assembly.
AUGUCUGACGGUCAGGAAACUGACAAGAACAUCGAGAUUUGGAAGAUCAAGAAGUUGAUCAAGGCAUUGGAAGCUGCUAGAGGCAAUGGCACCAGCAUGAUCUCUCUGAUUAUGCCACCACGUGACCAAAUUUCCCGUGUGACCAAGAUGUUGGGUGAUGAAUAUGGUACUGCUUCAAACAUUAAGAGUAGAGUCAAUCGGCAAUCUGUUUUAGCAGCCAUCACCUCAGCUCAGCAGAGGCUGAAGCUGUAUAACAAGGUUCCCCCAAAUGGACUUGUUCUCUACACUGGAACAAUUGUUACUGAAGAUGGCAAGGAAAAGAAAGUUACUAUUGAUUUUGAGCCCUUCAGGCCUAUCAAUGCAUCCUUGUACCUUUGUGACAAUAAGUUCCACACUGAAGCUUUGAAUGAACUCUUGGAAUCUGAUGACAAGUUUGGCUUCAUUGUUAUGGAUGGUAAUGGAACUCUUUUUGGUACACUGAGUGGCAGUACUCGUGAAGUGCUUCACAAAUUCACUGUUGAUCUCCCAAAGAAGCAUGGAAGAGGAGGACAAUCUGCUCUUCGGUUUGCUCGGCUUCGGAUGGAAAAACGUCAUAAUUAUGUGCGAAAGACAGCUGAACUUGCUACACAGUUUUUCAUCAAUCCAGCUACCAGUCAGCCUAAUGUUGCUGGACUUAUAUUGGCUGGUUCUGCUGAUUUUAAGACAGAAUUGAGCCAAUCUGACAUGUUUGAUCAACGUCUCCAGGCCAAAAUACUUAACGUUGUUGAUGUUUCAUAUGGUGGGGAGAAUGGUUUUAACCAAGCUAUUGAGUUGUCAGCUGAAAUUCUAGCAAAUGUGAAGUUCAUACAAGAGAAAAAGCUGAUUGGAAAGUAUUUUGAAGAAAUUAGUCAAGAUACGGGGAAGUAUGUGUUUGGUGUUGAUGACACACUGAAAGCCCUUGAAAUGGGUGCUGUGGAAACACUGAUAGUGUGGGAAAACCUUGAUGUCAACAGAUAUGUGCUUAAGAAUAGUGCAACUGGAGAAACUGUUAUUAAACAUCUGAACAAAGAGCAAGAAGCUGACCAGAGUCAUUUCCGUGAUCCGUCUACCAAUGCUGAGUUGGAGGUUCAGGAGAAAACCUCACUCUUGGAAUGGUUUGCCAAUGAGUACAAAAAGUUUGGGUGCACACUGGAAUUUGUUACCAACAAAUCUCAAGAAGGAUCUCAGUUUUGCAGAGGAUUUGGUGGCAUUGGUGGCAUGUUGCGCUAUCAACUGGACAUCCGUUCUUUUGAUGAGCUUUCUGAUGAUGAGGGUGUCUAUGAAGACUCUGAUUAA